Messenger RNA from Halteromyces radiatus, 710 nucleotides. Its product is annotated as 60S ribosome subunit biogenesis protein nip7. Bases 71 to 613 code for a protein of 180 amino acids. Gene Ontology annotation, biological process: ribosomal large subunit biogenesis; ribosome assembly. Lineage: Eukaryota; Fungi; Mucoromycota; Mucoromycetes; Mucorales; Cunninghamellaceae. The transcript has 5 exons. The record is from RefSeq and is a predicted model, not a curated record. Gene Ontology annotation, molecular function: RNA binding. Gene Ontology annotation, cellular component: preribosome, large subunit precursor; nucleus; nucleolus.
UUUUUUUUUUUUUUUUUGUUCUUUUUCUUUCUAUUACCGACACCUUUUUUUUUUCUUUUUCCUUGAUAACAUGAGACCUCUUACUAACGAAGAAACUACCACUCUAUUCGAAAAGCUUGCUAAAUAUAUUGGUGCCAAUAUCAAACACUUGAUCGAUCGUCCUGAUGAAACCUAUUGUUUUCGACUUCAUAAAAACAAGGUGUAUUAUCUUAGUGAAAGUAUGAUGCGAGUAGCUGUCAGUGUAGGAAGAGAUCAAUUAGGUUCUUUGGGUGUAUGUUUUGGUAAAUUCACAAAAACUGGCAAAUUCACACUUCACAUUACAGCAUUGGAUUAUUUGGCACAAUACGCAAAGCACAAAAUCUGGAUCAAACCCAAUGGUGAAAUGCCUUUCUUAUAUGGCAACAAUGUGGUGAAGGCACAUUUAGGACGUAUUACUGAUGACACUCCAGAACACACCGGUGUAGUUGUGUUUUCCAUGACAGAUAGUCCACUGGGUUUUGGUGUGACAGCAAGAUCAACUGUGGAUAUGAAGAAAUUACAGCCUACUGAUAUUAUUACCUUCCACCAAGCAGAUGUGGGUGAAUACCUCAGAUCCGAAGAUACUUUAUUUUAAGGUCUAUUUUUACUAUUCAUUUUCUUUUUAUGUAAUUCAUACUUUUUUAUUAUCUUAUCAUACAUAUCAAUAAAAAUAAACGCAUUUGUCUAUCUUA